CUCUCGUCCUCCAAAGUCACAGGGCUGCGAAGCUUCCAGCAACAGGAGAGGAAAGUAAGGAGGCUAUAACGCAGGAGUCCGGAGUCCCCGCACAACCACCAUCUGCUCUUGAGGAGAAACUCAAGCCAAAGCCACAAAACUGGAAAAAGACGGGAUUGGCUCGCACCCAGAACGGGUGCUCACGGCGCGCUCGCUGCGGUCGGGCACCGAGCGAGGAGCUGAGGACACAAAGGGGAGCAGCAGAGUCACAGUACCAGCUCUUUCGGGGCUUCCACUCCAUCGGAGGAGGUAGAUUAUUUCCGUAAAGCUCGCCUAGCAAGGACAAGGUGACCAGCAUCCGAAGUCCACGGCAGGGAAAACUGAGCUAAUCCUUGAAUGUUAAAAGGCUUAAACUCAACUUGUCGGAAGUGACGUGCCAGCUGAGACCCGCAGGUCCACCACGUAAUUGGCCGCCGACUCGGCGAGCCACCUUCUCCCGGGACUGGCCUGGAGAGAGGAGCAGUGUAGCUCAAAGUCCGCAACCCGCCCUUGUCCCGCCCCCGGCGGCUCCCAGCCCCAACCGGGACCAGCCCGAGCCGGGUCAGAACCCGGGCCCACACCCUGGGCGGGACGGUCCCGCCUGCCCCGGCGCCCGUAGACGCCCUGUGGGCAAUGGGCUUCAGCGCUUCGCCACGCGCAUGCGCGGCCCUCUUUCUCCAGAGUAUUCCUCGGGUCACCUGGACGACCGCAUUUCAGCCACCUGCCCCUCCGGGCCUCUUCUCGCCCUUAACGCCUGCUGCUGGUUUUCCCCUCCGGCGCCCCGCCUUCUCCUUGUUCCGCAGGCGCCGCUAGGCCUUCUCGCGGCCGCCCGCCGAUACCCGGGCUUCCACUGACACGAACCUCUCAGCGCGGCUUCCGCUUCCGGCGAGUAUUGUGUGUCGCGCUGCGGGGCGGGGGCGGGGGGAGGAGGAAGGAGGGAGGCAGCGCUCCGGCGGCUCUGCGCCCCGCACUCCCGGACCCGAAGCCGGGAAGGUAGGUGCUGUCCCGCCGCCGCGCCGGGGCCUUGGGGCCUGUCCCCGCUGACCGGCUCCGCACGCCGCGUCCUAGCGCCCCGCGACUGCGUCACCGGCCCCCCGCACGUAACCACAGCUGCCUCCGCCCGCCUCGGGCCCGGGCGGACGUUUUGCCGCCCCGGCGACGUCAGCGCGUCCGGCGUUGCUUGGCUACCCCGCCGUUCCCCCGUCCCGCUGCCGCUCGCCUCCCCGGGUGAAACUCUUACGCCGUCACCGCGGCUCUCGGCUGCGUCAUAGCGGCGGGCAUCCCACCUUCACGUCACACCUCCUCCUCACCUGGACACACAUCCCUCCCUCCCUGCCAACAACGACGUUUCCUCUCCCCCCACUCCAGUCCCCCGCGCCAGAUCUGGCGGGAGAAGAUGGAGACGGGGGUGGGACCGAGUUGUGGACCACGCCCAGGAAAGGGUCGCAAGUUAAAUAAUGGCAGAGACAAGCCUGUUAGAGGCCGGGGCCUCUGCAGCCUCCACAGCUGCAGCUCUGGAGAACUUACAGGUGGAGGCAAGUUGCUCUGUGUGCCUGGAGUAUCUGAAGGAGCCUGUCAUCAUUGAGUGUGGGCACAACUUCUGCAAAGCUUGCAUCACUCGCUGGUGGGAGGACCUAGAGAGGGACUUCCCUUGUCCUGUAUGUCGAAAGACGUCCCGCUACCGCAGUCUCCGGCCUAAUCGACAGCUGGGCAGCAUGGUGGAAAUUGCCAAGCAGCUCCAGGCCGUCAAGCGGAAGAUCCGAGAUGAGAGCCUCUGCCCCCAACACCAUGAAGCCCUCAGCCUCUUCUGCUAUGAGGACCAGGAGGCUGUGUGUUUGAUAUGUGCAAUUUCCCACACCCACCGGGCCCACACCGUCGUGCCACUGGACGAUGCCACACAGGAGUACAAGGAAAAGCUGCAGAAGUGCCUGGAGCCCCUGGAGCGGAAGCUGCAGGAGAUCACCCGCUGCAAGUCCUCUGAGGAGAAGAAGCCUGGGGAGCUCAAGAGACUAGUGGAGAGUCGUCAACAGCAGAUCCUAAAGGAAUUUGAAGAGCUUCAUCGGCGGCUGGAUGAAGAGCAGCAGGUGUUACUUUCACGACUAGAGGAGGAGGAACAGGACAUUCUACAGCGCCUCCGAGAAAAUGCUGCUCACCUUGGAGACAAGCGCCGGGACCUGGCCCACUUGGCUGCUGAGGUGGAGGGCAAGUGCUUACAGUCGGGCUUCGAGAUGCUUAAGGAUGUCAAAAGUACCCUGGAAAAAUGUGAGAAGGUGAAGACCAUGGAGGUGACUUCAGUAUCCAUAGAGCUGGAAAAGAACUUCAGCAAUUUCCCCCGACAGUACUUUGCACUAAGGAAAAUCCUUAAACAGCUAAUUGCGGAUGUGACCCUGGACCCUGAGACUGCUCAUCCUAACCUAGUCCUGUCGGAAGAUCGUAAGAGCGUCAAGUUCGUGGAGACAAGACUCCGGGAUCUCCCUGAUACACCACAGCGUUUCACCUUCUACCCUUGUGUCCUGGCUACUGAGGGUUUCACCUCAGGUCGACACUACUGGGAGGUGGAGGUGGGCGACAAGACCCACUGGGCAGUGGGCGUGUGCCGGGACUCUGUGAGCCGAAAGGGCGAACUGACCCCACUCCCUGAGACUGGCUACUGGCGGGUGCGGCUGUGGAACGGGGACAAGUAUGCAGCCACCACCACACCUUUUACCCCUUUGCACAUCAAGGUGAAACCCAAGCGGGUAGGCAUAUUCCUAGACUAUGAGGCCGGUACACUGUCUUUUUACAACGUCACAGACCGCUCUCAUAUCUACACCUUCACUGAUACUUUUACUGAGAAACUUUGGCCCCUCUUCUACCCAGGCAUCCGGGCUGGUCGGAAGAAUGCUGCACCACUUACCAUCAGGCCCCCAACAGAUUGGGAGUGACAGGUAGGGACAUGGGAAUAAUCAGGGUGAGGCAGGGUCAAGAGCUACGGGCCUUCCUUCCUGUGACCUGCUGGAACGUCUUCGUGUCUGCCUGGUUCCAGUCCUGAACCAUCUGGGAGAACACCUUGGUUUCUAGAAUGGUUUAUGGGGAGAAGUAGUUAGGACUGGGCUGGGACGAGAGCACUGCAGUGUCUCCCUCCUCACUGUUAGGGUGGAGAGCUGGUUCCCAGGGGGCAGUCUCCUCUGAAGUCCAUCAGGUUUUCUAUUGCACAAGGAUGGGUUGGAAGGAAGGAGAGGCUUUUCCAGAAACAACAAGUCUGUCGGAGGGUCUGACUUGCUCAAACCAGAGGAGGAAACAGAAACCCCUGUACAUCCUUUUAGGGGGUUUUUUGACCCAAAAUAGUCUUGUUUUUUUAGGAAGAUCACAGGGGUCUUUGUACCUCUAAAUUGAAAUAAAGAUGAAUGACAGUUGCUCUCGUGGGUGUAGAAGUUGAGGAGUUAUUUUCAGGGCAGAGAUUGGGCAUCAAGAAGGUUAGAAAGAAGGUCAGGAAAGGGGGCUAAAUGAACAGAUUCCUAAAGACUAAUGAAGGGGAGAAGGGUUUCUUUGGUUGCCAUUAUGAGUAGGAUUGGCCAGAGGUAGGAAUGUGGGGAGGAGGGGGUUGGAAGAAAGAGAACCCAGGUCCCUGCCUUAGCCUUCAGCAGAGAUGUCUCAUCGCCCACCUCCUUGUAGUUGCUCAUCUCCAAGAGCUGUUACCUUGCUCAUCUGGAGAGGCAAGAUGCAAGACACAUCUACCCUUUCACUGCUUUCCCAAGGGAACUUGGAAAGGAGAGAGUCAGGUACUAGAGGAAAGAGAAAAGUAUUCCUAUCCAAAGCCCUGGCCUUAAAGAAUGCUACUAAGUAGCUACUCCCAAGUUGUCAGUCUUGUUACCUGGCUAAGGUGUCCAAGCCAGACAGGGAAAAAGAAAACGGAGUCUUCCUCACCCUGGGGACAGGGUAGAAGAGGGUGGUAUGUAUAGGGAAGGGCCAGAUAGGCAACUUCCUUUGGCCUGUGUGCAUCUGGCCUGGAACUAGUGUUCCCAAGAGCCGGAUUUUGUUUGUUGCCAUCCUUCACCUUUUGCCAUUUCUCAUAUCAGAGAAUGUAAAUCAUUUUAAUGUUAGGCCAAAAUAAAUAACCUGUAGGGUACAUAUGUUGUCAAAAAAGGUAAAGCAAUGCAUGCCAAACCAAACUAAAAUGACUGGAUUAUCUGCUACUUGGGUGAUCAGGGGUUCACAGAAGAUUAGGACAAGAAACUGCAAUUCAUUGAGGGCAUUUCAGCUCCUCCUACCACCUCAACAGGACUUUGUCCAGACUCUCCUCUUACCUUUGUGCCUUGACUGUGGUUCUUUGUGGCAAGAUGCUUUGGUUGGUAAAACAUAAUAUGGAACAAAGGAUCCACUGAAGUGA
This is a messenger RNA of Balaenoptera ricei (Rice's whale), 4387 nucleotides long. RefSeq names its product tripartite motif containing 39 (gene TRIM39). The record is from RefSeq and is a predicted model, not a curated record. Gene Ontology annotation, molecular function: protein binding; zinc ion binding. The coding region runs from base 1476 to 2942 and encodes 488 amino acids. NCBI's taxonomy places the organism in Eukaryota, Metazoa, Chordata, Mammalia, Artiodactyla, Balaenopteridae. Gene Ontology annotation, biological process: protein stabilization; positive regulation of apoptotic signaling pathway; negative regulation of proteasomal ubiquitin-dependent protein catabolic process. The transcript is spliced from 7 exons.